CAAGCUGUUUGGAAUACUUUCUUCCCCUGCUCGAUCUAAUUUUCUCAGCUGUUUGGUUGGACUGAGUAGUUUCUAGUUAGUACAGUUUUCUGCGUGGUGUUCUGGUGCAUAUAUUACUUUCUACAUUUGCUACUAAAAAGCACGUUUUCUUUUGUCUGAAGAUGGUUUGACUACUAAAAAUAGUGUUCUUCUGAAAGCUGUGUGUCCUUCAGUCCUUGGUCAAAUUGGGUGGGGGGAUCAGCUUGCAAACCUUCUCGUCAGGAAAUUUUGAUCCCUCCGUGCUGGAAAGAUCAUUGGAUUUUAGGAUAAGCAGAGCUGACAUGGAACCGUCCUCUCAACCUCAGCCUGCAAUGGGUGUUGCUGCUGGUGGAUCACAAGUGUAUCCUGCCUCUGCCUAUCCGCCUGGAACAACAGUAGCUGCCGCUCCUGCAGUCGCACCUGCGGGUUUACAGCCAACGCAACCAUUCCCGGCCAACCCGGCUCAAAUGAGUGCUCAGCACCAGCUUGUCUACCAGCAAGCCCAGCAAUUUCACCAACAGCUCCAGCAGCAGCAACAGCGGCAGCUCCAGCAGUUCUGGGCUGAACGCCUGGCUGAUAUUGAGCAGACCACUGACUUCAAGAACCACAGUUUGCCGCUUGCAAGGAUAAAGAAGAUCAUGAAGGCUGAUGAGGAUGUCCGCAUGAUCUCAGCCGAAGCUCCCGUGGUGUUUGCGAAAGCUUGCGAGAUAUUCAUACUGGAGCUGACACUGAGGUCAUGGAUGCACACUGAGGAGAACAAGCGACGGACCUUGCAGAAGAACGACAUUGCUGCUGCUAUCACUAGGACUGACAUUUACGACUUCUUGGUGGACAUUGUUCCCAGGGAUGAGAUGAAGGAGGAGGGAGUUGGGCUUCCUAGGGCUGGGUUACCACCCGUGGGAGCCCCGGCUGAUGCUUAUUCAUAUUACUACAUGCAACAGCAGCCGGUGCCAGGUGCAGGAAUGGUGUAUGGUGCCCAGCAGGGUCAUCCAGUGACGUAUAUGUGGCAGGAGCCUCCGGAACAGCAGGACCAGCCUCCUGAAGAGCAGCGAUCCCUUCAUGAAAGUGGCUGAGAUAUGGUGCCAGAAGCUUAUCACCUGAUUCAGAAUUUGCAUUUUAGGUCGUCCAAACUUCAGGUUUUCGUUAGCAAAUAUCGUUGGUUAUCAAUUGAAACAGGUGAUUCUGAUUAGUAUCUAGGAUCAUGGUUAGUUUUUCUGCAGUGGUGUCUGUAUAAGGGAUGAUUUUGGAUUAAAAUUACCAUACCGUUCCUUUCCAUUCCAAAAGUUGGCCUCUAGGAGGCAUUUGAUAUGAAAUGUUGGGUUUUAAUGCUUC
Molecule: messenger RNA, 1350 nt
Organism: Phragmites australis (common reed)
Lineage: Eukaryota; Viridiplantae; Streptophyta; Magnoliopsida; Poales; Poaceae
Product: nuclear transcription factor Y subunit C-4-like
Exons: 2
Coding region: 321-1091 (256 amino acids)
Biological process (GO): regulation of DNA-templated transcription
Cellular component (GO): nucleus
Molecular function (GO): protein heterodimerization activity; DNA binding; DNA-binding transcription activator activity, RNA polymerase II-specific
Source: RefSeq, a predicted model, not a curated record